This is a messenger RNA of Bufo bufo (common toad), 4058 nucleotides long. RefSeq names its product neurolysin (gene NLN). The record is from RefSeq and is a predicted model, not a curated record. Gene Ontology annotation, molecular function: metalloendopeptidase activity. Gene Ontology annotation, cellular component: mitochondrial intermembrane space. Gene Ontology annotation, biological process: proteolysis; peptide metabolic process. The transcript is spliced from 13 exons. The coding region runs from base 107 to 2212 and encodes 701 amino acids. NCBI's taxonomy places the organism in Eukaryota, Metazoa, Chordata, Amphibia, Anura, Bufonidae.
UGCACUGGUUACUAGGGGACUUGCCCAUAAGAAAUAUGUCUGCCAUCACGUCCUUGACAUGUGGUUGGUAGCCAUGCCUGGGAGUGCACACUGAGCUGUCCUGGUCAUGCUUGCAGCACGUCUGUGUGUGUUCACCUUCUGCAGGUCACAGAGCAGAAGAUUUCUGUUUAAAAUGACAGUGGGGUCCGAACUUCCCAGAGCCAUGAGAAUGGCUUCUAAUAUGGCGGCCAAUAAGAAUCUUCUGCAGUGGGACUUGUCUCCAGAGGAUAUUCACUCCAGGACCGAGACGCUCAUAGCGAGGACUAAGAGUGUAUACGAUGCAGUCGCUGCUCUGGAGGUCGAGAAAGUCACCUAUGAAAACACUGUCAAAGUUUUAGCCGACCUGGAGUUAGAAUAUGCAGUGGAGCGAAUCAUGCUAGAUUUUCCUCAGCACGUGUCCCCCAGCCGAGCGGUGCGGAUGGCCAGCACACAAGCCGAUAAAAGCCUGUCUGAUUUUGAUGUUGAAAUGAAUAUGAGGGAAGAUGUAUUUAGAAGAAUUCUCCAUUUUCAUAAAACUCAAGACCCCGAACAGCUGCAGCCGGAGGUUAGACGCUAUCUGGAGAAGUCAGUCCAGCUUGGAAGACGCAGUGGACUCCACCUUCCCCCGGAAGUACAGAGCGAAAUAAAAAGCAUAAAGAAAAAGAUCAGCGAACUAAGCAUUGACUUCAACAAGAAUCUCACAGAGGACAACACGUGGCUCGUCUUCUCUAGGGCAGACCUCGAAGGUCUUCCUACUGACUUCAUUGAAAGCCUAGAAAAAACUGACGGCGACCAUUAUAAAGUGACUCUCCAGUAUCCACAUUAUUUCCCUGUUGUUAAAAAAUGUUCAGUUUCGGAAACUAGGAGGAAAUUGGAAGCUGCUUUCAACAGUAGGUGUAUGGACGAGAACACUAAAAUACUUGAAGAACUGAUUGAACUCCGGUCUAAACUGGCAGAUCUUCUGGGAUACCAGACACAUGCAGAUUUUGUACUUGAACUAAACACUGCUAAGAACACAAACAAAGUAUCCACCUUUCUAGAUGAUCUGAAAACAAAAGUAAAGCCUUUAGGUGAAGAAGAAAAAUUGCUUAUUUUAAAAAUGAAACAUAAGGAAUUUAAAGAGAGAGCUUUGGAGUUUGAUGGUAAAAUCAAUGCUUGGGAUCUUCAAUACUACCUCACCCGCAUCGUGGAGACCAAAUAUUCUGUAGAUCAGGAGAAACUGCAGGAGUAUUUCCCUAUGGAGACAGUCACAAAAAAUCUUCUGUGCAUUUACCAAGAGCUGCUCGGCCUUCGGUUCGAACAUGUGGAGAAUCCUCAUGUGUGGCAUGAAAGCGUGACUCUCUAUGCUGUGUAUGACAGCGCUACAGGAGACGUUCUUGGACAAUUCUAUCUGGACCUGUACCCAAGGGAAGGGAAGUAUGGACAUGCUGCAUGUUUUGGACUUCAGCCAGGCUGUCUCCUCCCCGAUGGAAGCAAGAUGAUGUCAGCAGCAGCAAUGGUGGCAAACUUCAGCAAGCCUUCAAGUACUCGGCCCUCGCUGCUCAGACACGAUGAGGUGAAAACUUACUUCCAUGAGUUUGGCCAUGUGAUGCACCAGAUAUGUGCACAGACAAAAUUUGCUCGAUUUAGUGGCACAAAUGUUGAAACGGAUUUUGUUGAGGUGCCAUCACAGAUGCUGGAGAACUGGCUGUGGGAGAAAGAGGCUCUACAGAGGAUGUCGGCACAUUAUGUAGAUGGCAGUCCAAUACCAGAUGACCUGCUGGAUAGAUUAAUUGAGUCCAGACUGGCGAACACAGGUCUUCUGAUUCUUCGUCAGAUUCUUCUCAGUAAACUGGACCAGUCUCUCCACACACAGUCAUCUGCUGACACAGCCAGCGAAUAUGCCAAGUAUUCCGAGGAAAUUCUGGGCAUAUCCGCUACACCAGGUACCAACAUGCCAGCUACUUUUGGUCACCUAGCAGGCGGAUAUGAUGGACAGUAUUAUGGCUACCUGUGGAGUGAGGUCUUCUCCAUGGAUAUCUUUUAUAGCUGCUUCAAACAGAAAGGAAUAAUGAACCCAGAGGUUGGAUUGAACUACAGAAACCUUAUCCUAAAACCCGGAGGUUCCAUAGAUGGCAUGCAGUUACUGCGAGAGUUUCUAGGUCGUGAGCCAAACCAAAAAGCUUUUCUCUUGAGUAAAGGACUGAGCCCCUAAAAUCUAUAUAAACCCUCCUUGUUGAGUUUUUAAUGGACCUUUUUGACAGUGUGCCAAAACAUGCAGAAAUGUGUUGCAGUAUUAUGCCAAAUGUGUCUUUCGACAGUUUCACACGGUCUAGGUAGGACAUUUCUGAAAGUUAGAACAACCAGGUUUUCGUUUUCUACAGAACUAAACUCACUGCCCCACUGCGUGCCAUACAAUCCAGCAGGGAGACAUGACUUUGACAAUUUCUAUGUGACUCUUCUAAAAGUUCUUGUGGUCACAAAAGGAAAAUAUCAUUUGCGGACUGUUGAUAAGAUGUAGCAUGCUUUUAUCAAGUUCAUGGUCGUUUUCUCGCAUGUAUCUGAGAUGUAUGCCGAAAUUGCCGGAGGUUUGUGAAAUGAUGAUAACUUCUCACAAAACAUACAUAUGUUGAAAAUAUUGAAAGGGGUUGUCCCAUUAAGACAACUUAUUCCAUAUCCACAGGAUAGGGGAUGUGUCUAAUUGGUGGGGGUCCGACCAUUGGGGCCUGUUCUCUCUGUUUGAAUGGAGCAGCAGAAAUUCAACUCUAUGGGGCCUCCGUAAAAAACUAUCUCUUGCAGGCCCAUAAAGCUGAAUGUAGGGGCAGUAUGCAUGAGUGAUCCAUUCAAACAGUAAAGCACGUUCUCAUGAUCUGCGGGGCCCCCAGUGAUCGGACCCCUGCCGAUCAGACCCUUAUCCUGUAGAUAAGGUACAAGUUGUCAUAGUGGGACAGUGAGUAAAUGGAAUUUAAUGGUCAGAAAUGACUAAAUCCAGUCUCUAUGAAGAGGUGGAGUAGAUCCCCUCCCACAGAGAUCAGAAGGUGGCAGGGUGCUCCAUACAGAGCCUGAUCGAUUUAUAUCGUUUAUAGUCUUUCUGUCCCACCUUAUCUAGGCCACCAGCAGUACGUAUUAGCCAUCAUUUGUCACUAAAUCCCCUGUCAUCUAGUGAUAUUGAAAUGGCUUUGCUGUGAUGUCUCAGUCUACACACAAAAGCUGAAAAAGUGAACUGCAAAAAACACAGGAAAUGUUAGCUUAUUGGGAGCGUGUUAGUUGCUAAUGUGGAAACUGGAAUAUUGUUAGGUUUUGAACAACAUAAAAACACCAGAAAUGUUUCAAACAAUGUUUAUAAUAAAGUAGAAAAAAUCUAGUAUUAAUAAUAAUCAAUGGUACAUUGUGAUUGAUUGUGUAAGGCUACUUUCACACCUGCGUUUUUGCUGCAUCCGUCAUGGUUCAGCAAAAGCGCUUACGUCAUGUUAAUACAACCCAACCGGAUCCGGUUGUAUUAUCUCUAAAAUACCCAUGACGGAUCUGUCUAUAAAACCAUUUUAAGUCCAUCAGAGAAAACGGAUCUGUUUCCAUUCACUUACAUUGUGAGUCACGAGGGAUCCGUCUUGCUCCUCAUCCCAUGACGCACUUAAAAACGCUGCUUGCUUCGCUUUUGUGUGCAUCAUGGGAAUGCAAUGAAACGGAACGGAAUGGAUUCUGGUGCACUCCGUUCCCUUCAGUUCAGUUUUGUCCCCAUGGACAAUGAAUGGGGACAAAACGGAAGCGUUUUCCCCCCGCUAUUGAGAUCCUAUGACGGAUCUCAAUAGCGGAAAGGGAACGUGCAGGUGUGAAAGUAGCCUAAGGCCUUUUGCAAGUUUUUCAUUUCCCUGCGGCACUACCAGAGGGGAAAAUAGGGACACGGCACACAGUUCUCAUUGAAAUCAUGUAAUGCACCAAACAUGAGGGGUCUUUUAGAACGAGGCAAUCUUUAAAGCUGCCCUCCACUUCGGCUGACAGAUAAUGAUGCUAAACAAGACAACCCUUUAGGUCAAUGUAUUGGGUUGAGUUUUUCUUGUUUC